Salvia miltiorrhiza (redroot sage) is the source of this 2859-nucleotide messenger RNA. Its product is annotated as lysine--tRNA ligase, chloroplastic/mitochondrial. Gene Ontology annotation, biological process: lysyl-tRNA aminoacylation. The transcript is spliced from 15 exons. The record is from RefSeq and is a predicted model, not a curated record. Bases 838 to 2649 code for a protein of 603 amino acids. Lineage: Eukaryota; Viridiplantae; Streptophyta; Magnoliopsida; Lamiales; Lamiaceae. Gene Ontology annotation, molecular function: tRNA binding; ATP binding; lysine-tRNA ligase activity. Gene Ontology annotation, cellular component: cytosol; mitochondrion; cytoplasm.
AAUUUCUUUAUUUAUUUAUGUAAUUUAUAUAUAUAUAUAUAUAUAUAUAUAUAUAUAUAUAUAUAUGGCCUAUAUCCAUAUCAUAUGUUUCCCUUCACAUCCAAAUAAUUUUAAAACAAGCAAAAAUCCUAUUUUCCAUUCACAUUUAUAAAAUAAUUAACUAGAAAAGCUUCAGAAAAUUCCACACUCAAUCUAGUAAUUCACUAAGCGUUAGAUACAUUCAUUUGAAUCAAUUCUCCCACAAAAACAACAACGGAAAAGGGGGAAAAGGGGAAAAUACAAUCAUUUUACAAGAGCCUAACCAAAUCUAAUCAGAAUUGGAAGAAGAGCCGUAACCGCCACUGUUUUGGUUGCAGUAAAGGCAGUAGUGAUAAUCGUGAUUCGAAGCGCCGCCGCCGCCAUCGGAGUCGUCGUCGUCGUAGUAAUCGGAAUCAUCGCUGUUGUAGGCGGCGUCGUAGUGGUGGCGGUGGGGGUAGGGAGAAACGCAGAGGAAAGUCCAGACGUAGAGAGCCCAACGGCCGAGCUGCUGCAGAGGGAAACAGAUUACCAAAUCCACCAUCUCAUCGCUGCUGAUCCGCUCCGGCAAACACGCCAGCCGCUGCCACAGCUCCGCCGAUCUGGUCGCCGUCGAAAUUAACAACACACUGUUGAACGGCAUCACUCUCUCUCUCUCUCUACAUAUAUAUACACGUAUCUAGAUCAUUCAGUUUUUGGAUAAUUUUUUCUGGUUAUAUUCUGCAGAUUUGGUUUUGUGUUGAUCAUCAUUCAUUGGUUUGCUGCUUAUGACUUGUUUGUUUGGACUUUGGAAAAUGAAAAUGAAAUAGCCAAUCAAUAAUCAUGAGAGAAGCAGCGGAGGAAGGCGAAGCAUCGAAAAUGGAGGGCGCCCUGCACCCAAUGAGACUGAGGCAGCUGCUCCACUUCGCCGCCUUUCCCAAACUCAACAAAACCCACUUCAUCUUUAGGAAUGCCCGACCCGUUUCCACUACCCGCUGCUCCUCCUCUUCUUCUUCUUCUUCGCCUGCCGCCGCCGCCGUCGCUGGUGGUCGCAACCGCAGGCCUUCUUCGUCUCAAACUAAUACGUCCGACAGAGAGGCUAUUCGUGCAAUUCGAAUUAAAAAGGUGGAAGAGCUGAGGAGCAAGGGCUUAGAUGCGUAUGCUUAUACUUGGCGACGUACUCAUGCUGCGAAUCAGCUCCAAGAGAUUUACAGGGAUUUGGGAAAUGGCGAGGAGGCGGCCAGUGAAAGUGAUCGCGUAUCAAUUUCUGGAAGAAUUGUGGCCCGUAGAGCUUUUGGAAAGCUUGCAUUUUUAACAUUGAGGGAUGACUCAGGAACAAUCCAGCUCUACUGUGAGAAGGAAAGGCUACUAAGUGACCAGUUCGAACAUCUGAAGACGUUAGUUGAUAUAGGUGAUAUUUUAGGGGCAGAAGGUUCAAUUAAGCGCACUGAAAAAGGGGAAUUGUCUGUUUGUGUGACCUCAUUCUCAAUCCUUACAAAAUCUUUGCUUCCUUUGCCUGAUAAAUAUCAUGGCCUGACAGACAUAGAUAAGCGCUAUCGCCAAAGGUAUGUAGAUAUGAUUGCCAAUCCUGAGGUAGCUGAUGUAUUUAGGAACAGAGCUAAGAUAAUAUCAGAAAUACGGAAGACAGUAGAAUCUGCUGGUUUUAUUGAAGUUGAAACUCCAGUUCUUCAGGGCGCAGCUGGUGGUGCUGAAGCUAGGCCUUUCAUUACAUACCAUAACUCUCUUGGGCAAGAUAUGUAUCUACGAAUCGCAACUGAGCUCCAUUUAAAGAGAAUGCUGGUUGGUGGAUUUGAAAAAGUAUAUGAAAUAGGAAGGAUUUUCCGGAAUGAAGGCCUUUCAACUCGUCAUAAUCCUGAAUUCACCACCAUUGAGAUGUAUGAGGCAUAUUCAGACUAUGAAAGCAUGAUGAAUAUGGCGGAGGAUAUCGUAACACGUUCUGCUCUUGCAGUUAAUGGGAAACUUAUCAUUGAUUAUCAGGGUGUAGAGAUAUCCUUGGAAAGACCUUGGAGGAGGGAGACGAUGCACAAUCUUGUGAAAGAAGCAACAGGGAUUGAUUUCACCAAGUUCGAUGAUGACCUUGCGGCUGCCAAAGAAGUUGCUCUGCGGACGCUCAAUGCUGGUGGUGAUAAUCAGAACAAAACUUCAAUAGAAGCGUGUCCAUCUGUCGGUCAUGUUCUAAAUGAGGUAUUUGAGUUGGUGGUAGAACCAAAGCUAUUGCAACCCACUUUUGUCUUGGACUACCCCCUCGAAGUAUCACCGCUGGCCAAACCACAUAGAAGACACGCAGGCUUGACAGAGAGAUUUGAGCUCUUUGUAUGUGGCCGAGAGAUGGCCAAUGCUUUCUCUGAGUUGACUGACCCUUUGGAUCAGCGAGAGCGGUUGGAAGAGCAAGUGAGGCAGCAUAAGAAAAAGAAUGCAGCUUUGGUCUCAGAAGAUAAAAGCAAGAAGGUUGAUGGUGAUGACGAUGCAUAUGAUGUGAGUAUUGACGAAGAUUUUUUGACAGCGCUGGAGUAUGGGAUGCCUCCUGCUUCUGGAAUGGGCAUCGGUAUUGACAGGCUCGUGAUGCUGCUGACGAACUCUGCCAGUAUACGCGAUGUUAUAGCAUUUCCUGUCCUUAAGACUCCCCAAGUGUGAAGGAUUUUAUCAGAAUCAGGUUUGCUUUUGGAUCUGUUUUUUUCUUCUUAACCAUCCAGAGGCUACAGAAAGAGAGAGAGAGAUCUGCUUGUAGAUUUCAAGUAGAAAUUUGUCUCACUUUAGUUCAUCAUUGAAAUAUACGAUUUUUUGGUUCAGUAUUUGAGAUGCUCAAUAUUUAUAAUUGCAAGGCUUCGAUUUAUUUUAUUUUUA